AUGAUUGUAGUUGCUUUGGUUGUGUUCUAUGCUAGCAGAAGCCUUUUUCAAGGUUUGCUGUUGACUCUAGAGCACCACAUUCCCCAUUUACUGGGAGCCUUGGGGGCUAGCAAUAUGGGAAACUCCUGUGUUUGCCGCGAUGACAGUGGAGCAGAAGACAACGUGGAAUCUCGGAGUCGGCAAACGGAGAACAGUAGAGCACACAUACCUGAAGCAAGAAGCCACUCAAGGGACCCUGUCCGUCCACCCAGGAGGGGUCGAGGGCCUCAUGAACCAAGAAGGAAAAAACAGAAUGUGGAUGGGCUAGUACUUGACACACUGGCUGUAAUUCGGACGUUAGUAGAUAAUGACCAGGAGCCUCCUUAUUCAAUGAUCACGUUGCAUGAAAUGGCAGAAACAGAUGAAGGCUGGUUGGAAGUUGUCCAAUCUUUAAUUAGAGUUAUUCCAUUAGAAGAUCCCCUGGGACCAGCUGUUAUAACGCUACUACUUGAUGAAUGUCCACUGCCAACAAAAGAUGCAUUACAAAAGUUAACUGAAAUAUUAAACUUAAGUGGAGCUGCUGCUUGCCAGGAUGCGUGUCACCCUGCCAAACACCGGAAUACAACUGCGGUACUGGGCUGCUUAGCAGAGAAGUUAGCAGGUCCUGCGAGUAUAGGCUUACUCAGCCCAGGCAUAUUGGAAUAUUUACUUCACAGCUUGAACUUCCAGUCCCAUCCGACAGUGAUGCUUUUUGCACUAAUAGCACUGGAGAAGUUUGCACAAACAAGUGAAAAUAAAAUGACAGUUUCUGAAUCGUGCAUUAGCGACCAACUGAUCUUGCUAGAGAAAUGGACAGAUAAUCCAGACUAUUUAAAACGCCAGGUUGGAUUCUGUGCUCAGUGGAGUUUAGACAAUCUGUUUUUAAAAGAAGGCAGGCAGUUUACAUAUGAGAAGGUUGACUUGACCAACAUUAGGGCUAUGUUGAACAGUAACGAUGUCAGUGAAUACCUGAAGAUCUCGCCACAUGGAUUAGAGGCUCGAUGUGAUGCCUCAUCCUUUGAAAGCGUGAGAUGUACGUUCUGUGUAGACUCUGGAGUUUGGUACUAUGAAGUUACAGUCAUUACUUCAGGAGUGAUGCAGAUAGGAUGGGCUACCAAAGACAGCAAAUUUCUCAAUCAUGAAGGUUAUGGCAUUGGGGACGAUGAAUACUCCUGUGCAUAUGAUGGCUGCCGGCAGCUGAUUUGGUAUAAUGCCAGAAGUAAACCACAUUCCCAUCCCUGUUGGAAAGAAGGAGACACAAUAGGAUUUCUACUAGACUUGCAAGAAAAGCAAAUGAUCUUCUAUUUAAAUGGAAACCACCUUCCUGCCGAGAAGCAAGUAUUUUCAUCUGCUGUAUCUGGCUUUUUUGCUGCAGCUAGUUUCAUGUCCUAUCAACAAUGUGAGUUCAACUUUGGGGCAAAACCUUUCAAGUACCCACCAUCGAUGAAGUUUAGUACCUUUAAUGAUUAUGCCUUUCUGACAGCAGAAGAGAAGAUCAUUUUGCCCAGACACAGGCGCCUGGCUUUGUUGAAGCAAGUGAGUAUCCGAGAGAACUGCUGCACGCUUUGCUGCGAUGAGGUAGCUGACACAGAACUCAGGCCGUGUGGACACAGUGACCUGUGCAUGGAGUGUGCCUUGCAACUGGAGACCUGCCCUUUGUGUCGACAGGAAAUACAAACACGAGUCAGACAGAUCUCUCACAUUUCAUGACACACGUGGAGAAAUACCACAGACUUGUUUUUCAUGAACUCCAACCAAUACUGAAAGGGGAAAGCAUCUCUAACCAAUCCUUGCGCACAUAGAACCAUAGCCACGGCCAGAUUUCAUGCUAAACUGUAAUCUGUUUAUCUUAAAAAUGAAAUCUUUAAUAAGCUAUUUCAA
Gavia stellata (red-throated loon) is the source of this 1899-nucleotide messenger RNA. It is a transcript of the gene RSPRY1, whose product is annotated as ring finger and SPRY domain containing 1. The record is from RefSeq and is a predicted model, not a curated record. Gene Ontology annotation, molecular function: protein binding; ubiquitin-protein transferase activity. Lineage: Eukaryota; Metazoa; Chordata; Aves; Gaviiformes; Gaviidae. Gene Ontology annotation, cellular component: cytoplasm. The coding region runs from base 1 to 1728 and encodes 575 amino acids. The transcript is spliced from 14 exons.